This is a messenger RNA of Fusarium pseudograminearum CS3096, 1080 nucleotides long. RefSeq lists its product as uncharacterized. Gene Ontology annotation, biological process: peptidyl-histidine methylation, to form tele-methylhistidine. The coding region runs from base 1 to 1080 and encodes 359 amino acids. The transcript has 2 exons. The record is from RefSeq and is a predicted model, not a curated record. NCBI's taxonomy places the organism in Eukaryota, Fungi, Ascomycota, Sordariomycetes, Hypocreales, Nectriaceae. Gene Ontology annotation, molecular function: protein-L-histidine N-tele-methyltransferase activity.
AUGUCCUUCUCAUUUGGCUUCGCAGGCGACGAUAUUUCUGACGACGAGCAGAACUCCUCGACUGUCAAGCCAACAGCCCCAGCUCCUGCGGCUACUAACAGUGCAUUUCCUGUCGCAGGAAAACCUCAGCUUCCACCAACUCUCCACCAACUAUCUGAUCUUCUCGCCCAGCAGCCGUCCAAGAUCGCCUACAGUCUUCUUGAUGUUAAGCUUGACGAUGGAACUAGUGUUCAGUUGCCGCGGAGAGAGCUGUGGGAUGUGAGGGUACAGCUGAUGGCUGAGGAGGAGAAUCUCGCUGGAGCGCAGUCCGAGGGCCUGGGUAGUCAUGAUGUGAAAACGGGGGUUUAUGAGGGUGGCUUCAAGAGUUGGGAGAGCAGUGUUGACCUUGUAAAAGUUCUGGCUGCGAACAAGGCUAUCUCAACGUUGGAACAGAAGCCUUUUCGAGUUAUGGAGCUUGGAUGUGGAACUGCGUUACCAUCUCUGGCCGUCUUUCAAUGGGCCAUGACCUCAAAUUCAGAAAGGAAGCCUCUGUCUCUCAUCUUGGCAGACUACAACCCUUCAGUCCUCCAACUGGUCACUCUUCCCAAUUUCAUUCUCUCCUGGGCUCUUAAUAACACUCAGCUACCCGCUCUUCAAGAAGCCUUCUCAAUCGAGGGUGAAGUCGAGCUUGGUCCUGAUGUCCUUGCAGCUUUUCAACAGUCCCUCCAAGAAUCAAACAUCACACUUUCUUUUAUGUCCGGUGCAUGGUCACAAGAGUUUGUAGAUCUCCUCUACACUCUACCUUCAGGCAAUGGUCAGCCAAACGCUACCUUGAUUUUGGGUGCCGAGACGAUCUAUUCGCCGUUUGCUCUCCAAGCUUUCCUUGAGACUCUCUUCUUGAUCCUAGAAAGGGAGCUAGAUACUGAGGGCAGCCAAGCAGGCGCCUAUAUUGGCGCAAAACGCUUAUACUUUGGCGUUGGCGGUUCGCUUGAUGAUUUCAUUGACAAGGCACGUCAGAAAGGCGCCAAGGUAGAGCAACUGAGAGAAGAGGCGGAGGGGGUCAGGCGUGGUGUUGUCGAAUGCGUCCUCGGGCCUACGUAA